GCUCGGCGGCGCUCUCAAGCCUUCUGCUAGCUUCAUGGCCUUUUCCCGUGGUUUGCCUGCGUUCUGCCCCACGCUCAGCUUCCUCCUGCUCGCCCUCGUCGGCCCCUCCUCCGCCCUGUCGCCGCGGGCAGCUUCGAGGGGCGUGGGAAGCAUCGCAGCGGCGCGAGCUCGGCCAGCCGUGUCGGUGCUGGAUGCAUCGGUGCUGGCUCCAGGCAGCACAACGACAGACUCCACCGCAAAGGGGGUCGUCGUCCCAACGGCGCCGUUCCUGAAGCCGUGCAAGGCGGAGGAGGAGCCGCUCUCGGGCGACUCGUACGUGCCGCCGGAGCCGCUCCAGCUGCAGGAUGGCGACGCGCUCGAGGCAAAGUGGGACAGGCUUCGCGGUACGCGCAAGCGCGAUCAGCUCCGCCGCUCCAUGGCGCUCCAGACGUUUUUCCUUAAAGCUGGUUGGAAGACCGUGCGUGCCAACAUGACCGACGACGACAUGCGCACCGCGAUGACGGCCGCGUGGGUGCGCGAUGGGCUGCUGCAGCUCGGACCGACCAUGAUCAAGCUUGGCCAGGUCUUCUCCUCGCGCAAGGACCUGCUGCACCCCGCGUACUGCGAGGCGCUCGAGUCGCUGCAGACGGCGGUGCCAUGCGUCUCGGCCUCGCGCGUGCGUGAGCUGCUCGAGGCGGAGCUCGGCUCGCCGCUGCCGUUUGACUCGUUCGACGACACGCCGCUCGCGGGCGCCUCGCUCGGCCAGGUGCACCGCGCGGUGUACAAGGGCACGCCGGUGGCGGUCAAGAUCCAGCGCGCGGGGCUCACGGAGAUGUUCGACACCGACU
This is a messenger RNA of Emiliania huxleyi CCMP1516, 827 nucleotides long. RefSeq lists its product as hypothetical. The annotation marks the transcript as partial. The transcript has a single exon. Lineage: Eukaryota; Haptophyta; Isochrysidales; Noelaerhabdaceae. The record is from RefSeq and is a predicted model, not a curated record.